Messenger RNA from Ostrinia furnacalis (Asian corn borer), 5435 nucleotides. RefSeq names its product 6-phosphofructo-2-kinase/fructose-2,6-biphosphatase (gene Pfrx). Gene Ontology annotation, biological process: fructose metabolic process; fructose 2,6-bisphosphate metabolic process. Gene Ontology annotation, cellular component: cytosol. The record is from RefSeq and is a predicted model, not a curated record. Bases 182 to 1663 code for a protein of 493 amino acids. Gene Ontology annotation, molecular function: ATP binding; fructose-2,6-bisphosphate 2-phosphatase activity; 6-phosphofructo-2-kinase activity. Lineage: Eukaryota; Metazoa; Arthropoda; Insecta; Lepidoptera; Crambidae. The transcript is spliced from 11 exons.
GCGUCAGUCGGGAUUCUUCCGCGCGGUGAGUCGCACGCGCAAUCUCUAGACUGCCGGCAACUGCGCACUACACCGUCUACAUAAAUUCCACGCGUUUCCACAGUAUCAGCUGAUAUCUACCGCGGUCCCCGCUCGCUUGUUCUUGUUCAGUCGCUCAGUCAUGCCUCGGUAGCGCGCGCAGAUGGAUGUGCAAAACGGUUCGCCGUCGCUGCGGCUGCGCGGCGGCGUGUUGAACAACGGUGAUAAUAAGAAACAUGAGUUGAAUCUGUGCACGAGUGUGAUGUCGCCGGAGACCCAGCGGCUGCUGCCGCCGACCACGGAGACGAUCAUGACCAAGCCGUUCCCGAUCCGAGGUGAACGCGCGAACUAUGUGAACAUACCGCACGUGAUCGCCAUGGUGGGGCUCCCGGCGCGCGGCAAGACGUACAUCUCCAAGAAGCUGUCACGGUACCUGAACUGGAUAGGGAUUAACACAAGAGUUUUCAACCUGGGCGAGUACAGGCGGCAUGCAACCACCGCCUACACCAGCCAUGAGUUCUUCCGCGCCGACAACAAGGAAGCGAUGGCCAUCCGUCAGCAAUGUGCGCUCGAUGCGUUACACGAUGUCUGCGAGUGGCUCGUCAAAGGUGGAGAAGUGGCCGUGUUCGACGCCACGAACUCGACGCUCGACCGCCGGCGCAUGAUCCGCGACAUCGUGGUGCACAAGAUGGGCUUCAAGCUGUUCUUCGUGGAGUCCAUCUGCGACGACCCGCGGAUCAUUGAGCAGAAUAUUAUGGAAGUAAAAGUAAGCAGCCCGGACUACACAAACAUCCAAAACACGGACAACGUGCUAAACGACUUUCUGCUCAGGAUAGAGCAUUACAAAGAGAAAUACGAACCGCUGGACGAGCGGCUCGAGUCGGAGUACAGCUUCAUGAAGAUUUAUGACACCGGAGAGAAGGUGAUGAAAACUGUAGUGGUUCACAAGCACGAGGGCCACAUUCAGAGCCGGAUCGUGUACUACUUAAUGAACAUACACAUCGUGCCACGGACGAUAUACCUCACGAGGCACGGUGAAAGCCUCCAUAACACAGUAGGCCGCAUUGGCGGCGACAGCUCCUUAUCAGCGCGCGGGCGCCAGUACGCCGCAGCCCUAGCGGGUUAUAUCGAUACCCAGCAAAUACCAGGGCUCCGUGUCUGGACCUCCUGGAUGCGUCGCGCCAUACAGACUGUGAAGGACGUCAAAGCGCCACAGGAAAGAUGGAAGGCCCUGAAUGAAAUUGAUGCCGGUAUCUGCGAAGAAAUGACGUACGCGGAGAUACAGGAGAAGUAUCCCUCCGACUUCAACGCCCGCGACGCCAACAAAUUCGCGUACCGGUACCCGCGUGGAGAGAGCUAUGAAGACCUGGUGGCGCGUCUGGAACCAGUUAUUAUGGAGCUGGAGCGCCAGGGAAAUGUGCUGGUCGUCUCCCACCAGGCCGUCAUGCGCUGUCUGCUGGCCUACUUCCUCGACAAGUCUGCCGAGGAGCUGCCCUACUUACACGUGCCGUUGCACACGGUGAUCAAACUCACGCCGGUCGCCUACGGCUGCCGCGAGGAGCACAUCAAGCUGUCCGUCGCCGCCGUCGACACGCACCGCCCGAAACCCUCUAUCUCGGAGGAGGACGGCGCGGAGGACACGUGAUACCAGCGCCCCCUAUCAAGCCGCCCGUGCCGCCGAUCAUCAACGGAGAAAGCAACGGAGACGAGGAAAGCCAGGCGCAUUAACUUGUAUGAUUAGCUUUGUGAGUUGCCAAAAGUUUGGACAAUCUUUAGGGCCUAAGGGGUUACUACGAAAAACGUUAUACGAAGUUUCGAAAGUUGCCAUCCCUCUCACGCAAAGCGAUAUGCUAGCGUGAGCGACGGUGACAGCUAGACUUGAAACAACGUGAACAGCUUUUGGAGUAGCCUUGCAGUGCACUCCACGUUUUUUAAACGCGCCGACAGUGCGCGAUUAAAGCCGGAUUUUUAUUUAUUCGUGUUGUGUCGUGAUUCUCCAGAACGGAAUCGGUUUCAUACACUAGUGUUGUGUGUCCCGUUCUGAUGCGUCACAACAAACGUGACGUCAAACACGUCAGACAAAAUAAAUCCGGCUUUAAAACUCGCGUUGAUGGCGCGAGUAAAAAAAGUACGUGGUGUACUCAAGCACUAAGAUUUAUUUUAAUUUAUUUAUAAAUAAAAUCCUGUCGUCCAUCUCGGGAUAAUGACAGUGCCUUCACUAUUGAGCGAUUGUCUAUGGUUAUGAAAUAUGACCAGAGACAAGAUACUUUAACGUUAAAUCUAUGGUUUGUAACUAUUCAACAUUUCCGUGGAGUGACUAUUGGAUUACAAUUGUUUUGUUCAAGUGUUAUUUAUUCUUUAGUUUCAUUUUUACAUAAAAUAUGAAUCGAAAAGAUUGUUCAAACCAUUGACAAGUUCUCGAAAGGUGUACUCCAUAGACAAAACUAGAAUGGAUAAUCUGUAUAGAAAUAUAGUUGCGACCAAUGGGUAUUUUACAAUGUUAACGAGACGAUAUGAAAAUUGAAACAUUUCUUUCAUAGUUUGUGAGCUUGGUGUCUGCAGAUGAAUUUGAGACUGAUGUGAAUUAUAAAUUUAAAUUCGUAAGUCGCGGUGUCUAAAGCGUGGCUCGAGAACUUCUAACGUUUGAUGUUAUAUACAGAUGGCGCUAUCUUAAGCGGCCAUAUUGGAUUUUUUUAAAGGAGACUGUUGCGAAAAAUUCAGAAGUUCCAUCAAGGGUUACAUCAAUAAAAUUCAAUUUUCAGUACCAAAUCGUCGAUAUUAAAUCGUCACUGCUUCGUGGCGUGUGACAUCUUUUGAGACCGCACGAACUCAUUUCUUUGUAUGGGCCUAAAAGACAGAUAAAUUGAUUCAAACAUUUUUAAUCCUGACUUAAAUUCUACGUUUUAACGUUAUGGUGUUCUCGAGGCAUGCAUAGAGUAUGAGAUUGAAAAACAUUAUGGAAGCUACAUUCAUGUCCGUUCGUCACCAAGAAACAGCGGGGGGCCACAAUAUCCGAAGAUUCUGAUGUCCAACGGUUUCCUUUUCUUAUACCUUUUAUACAAAAACAAGCCUAUUUUAUGCUAGCGUAUCUUUUUUUAUGCUAGACAAGGCAGGUAUUUGACCGCAAUCUAGCUUGCUCUUACGCCGUGUACCGUAUUAUAGAUCGUUUCAUCCACGAAGACGCGCCCCACCAAUUUUUGGCCGAGAUCGCGCGGGGUGCGGGGAGUUUGAUCCGAGCAAUCCGAGCGUCAUUAUUGUAGUGUGCGUGUGCACUCAUGGAUAAUUUAGCGUGUACCGAUAACACUCAAACAUUAGCGGAAGAAUGGUGGGGCGCGUCUUCGUGAAUGAUACGAUCUAUAUUCGUCGAUCCUAAAUAUUGACAAGACGUGUACGCCAAUUUGACCUUUCUUGCAUUGUAAACCUUUGAUGGCACACAUGAAUUUGGGUCUUAUAACAUUUGAGGAUCGACUAACAAUACGGAGAAAAGUGUGUAAUCGCUUGAUUGCGCUGAAGCGAUAUUUUUCCUUAACGCAUGCGCGGGCGCUAUCCCUAUUACACACAUGCUGUGUAUUUGCUUUUUAAUAUUUUCACGUCAGUGAUCCAAUAUAUCACUAAAAAUGAAUGCAAUGCAAGAAUGCUGACUGUAUGCAGAGACAGCUUAUGUCGUUAAAAGCAGUCUUAAGGUCAUAGCACACUUAUCAACCCGGAAAGGGAUCAACACCGUAUCGCGAGGCGAGGCGUUUACGUUACGAUGCGAAUAAGUAUGCGUUGCAGUAACGGAAUUUCUAACCAAGAAUACUGACCGCCUCUAUACGGUUACGAUUCGUUUCCGGGAUGAUAAGUGUGCUUCGUCCUUUAAUGUUGGUAAAUGCUCGUAAACCGUUAUAAUGUUUUUCAUGUCUUUAUGGUUUUUUAAGUGGCUACAAUAAAGCUCAAUGACCUCAUAAGCUGUCUAAGUAAUUUUUCUUACAGUUCAAACAUUAGCCUAGCAUUUUUGUAUACGAUUUGGACAAAGUCCACAGGACGGGUAUGUUUAGUAUUUUAACACCGCUAUUUAUACUCUCAUUCUUAUUUAUAAAAACUAAAUAAGUAAAACAACACUCGGUUAUAUACUGUUAUGUCUCUUUUCAUCUCGUCGAAAUCGACAUUUGACAGAAAGUGACAGUCGAUGCUUGCUAACCGAAGCAGAGUCGUGGUCUUUGUUUUUGUUUUUAUGAAUAAGAGAGUUUGUCUUAUAUCAAAUCGCCAGAUAUUGCUGUGUAUUAAAUAAUUCCUUGGUUUGCAAAGUCCGAUUCGAACGAAUUUAGUGAUGGAUAGAUCCUAGUGAUAUUUAUUAUUAGAUGGAACGAAUGAUGGGAAAAGUCGAGGGCCAAAUUAUAUCGGGCUUUGCAAAACGUGGCAUUUUUAAGACAUUUAAAAUUAAAAUGGAUGUAUUAUCGUUUAAUAUUUGUAAUCGGCAAGUCAACUAGAAAUAUUAAUAUCGAUGUUCUUGUAAUACUUUUUGUAUAACAAAAUAAUGUAAUUUUUUAAUCCAAAUGUGACGCUUUUAGGUAUAUUAAAACCUUUUAGCAGCCGUCCUUAAACAGUUUUUUUUUUGUUUUUGUUUAUUUAUUAUCAAGAUGACUAAUUAUAAAUUAUGUAUUUUAUGUUAUCUAUCAUAGAAUAUUGUAUGUGUUUACAUAUUUAAUGUUAGCAUUCGAUGUAAAACCGAGCCUCUGUAGAUUUUGUCCAUUUUUAAUAUUGAGCAACGCUAUUUUUUUAUAAGCCGCUGAAAAUAUGUAAAUCUGAAUAUAAAACUCGUACAAUACAUACAUGUAUUGUCGAAUUUUUAUUCAAUAGGACUUUCUGCCUUAAAAUUGAAGUACCAUACCGAGUGAAACUUAAAUCAUACAAAGGUUUUUUCAAUAAAAAUAUGUGUACAAGCAGGCAAAAUAUUAACUACCAGUUAGUAAAUCCUUGCAAUGUUGUUCGCCUUGAGUCCUAAAGAUGUAUUGCCCAAUUAAGGGCAGCAUGAUGGUCAUCAGUCAAUCUGGCUGUACAACUUAGCUUAGAUCGCUAGAAAACUUUGAAAAAGUUAAAAAAAAGUGACGAAUAGAAAACUCCAAUUCAAAGUAAAACCGAUAGCCUUAUUCAUUAUUUUGACACGAACGUGCGUACCGUAUAGAAAUUAAAUAGUGUCAACUUGCCAAACCUACUUGAACGAAACACGGGACGGGACAUAAACAGUACCUACGCCACUGUCUCAAUAAGACUAAACAACACUGAACAUUGAAUAUCAACUGGUGUUAUUUGUUUGAAAAAAAAUCCCAUGAUUUAAGUUCCACUUUUUAUACCACCAUUAUUAUCUUCAGCUCUGAAGGCAAAAUCCGGGACUACAUUCUGUCCUAAGCUAGCCGCGCUAGAGAUUUCCGAAAAAU